Molecule: messenger RNA, 720 nt
Organism: Colletotrichum lupini
Lineage: Eukaryota; Fungi; Ascomycota; Sordariomycetes; Glomerellales; Glomerellaceae
Exons: 2
Coding region: 1-720 (239 amino acids)
Biological process (GO): regulation of transcription by RNA polymerase II
Cellular component (GO): chromatin
Molecular function (GO): RNA polymerase II cis-regulatory region sequence-specific DNA binding; DNA-binding transcription factor activity, RNA polymerase II-specific
Source: RefSeq, a predicted model, not a curated record
AUGUCCUCCACCACAUCCCUACCCGUCCAUGGGCCCGGACAAGUAGUCGCGUCGACAGAGACGGCAAAGGCAGGGGAAAAGCGUGCUCGCAGGACCGCUCGCCCUUAUAAGUGUGCCCACUGCCCUAAGGUCUUCAAACGCAGUGAGCAUUGUAUCCGCCACGAGCGAAGUCAUACAAACGAGAAGCCUUAUGCCUGCCAGUACUGUUUGAAGACAUAUUCAAGAAAAGACCUCAUCACGCGGCAUGAAAAGACACUGCAUGCGGAACACAACAGCAAAGUCGUCGAUGAGCCGUCUAAUGAUGAUGACGACGAUGCGUCGUCGGAGGCAAGUUCGAGUGAAAGAGAGCAUGACCCUAAACGGCAGCGUGCCUAUCACACCCCUCUGAGCCAGCCCUCGCUGGGAGAUGGCCCUAGGAGAGACUCUUGCUCUUCGACUCUAGUUUCCAAUAGCAUUGUGGUCUCAACGCAACCUAAGAAAAUCUCGAGAGAGAUUCACCAAUUUCGGCAGCGCGGGCAAGCGGCUCCCACUCCUCCACAAACGCACAAUAUCUCCAUCUCAGAUUCAGCAGACGCCUUGGACAUGUUUUUCGAUACUCAUCCCGAAUCGAUUUUUGGCAAUAGUCGACCUCAAGAUCUACCCAUGACACAAGGGGCAGUCUUUGAUCACCUGCGGACCCAACUCACUGAAGGAACUGUUAGUAUCCCUAUUACAGGGUAG